CGCAGCCCAUAAAGAGCGGAGGGGACGAAGGGUGGGUGUGCAGAGCUGUGCCCGUGCACCGGGGCCAUGCAGUGAGUGCCUGCCGGGAGCAGCCAUCUGGACCGCAGCCGUGGGACAUCCCAGCGUUUGUGGGACAUCCCAGCAUCAGCCGUGGGACAUCUCGCCACCUGCCAGCUCCCCGUGAGACACCAUCGUGACCCAGCUCAAGAUGCAGAGGUGUGCGGGUUUCCUGUUUCUGUCUUUAAUCCUUUGUGCCACCCUGUCAGAAACGUUCGGACUGGUUUUAUCUGCAAAAGAAAAAAGGGGCUGGACUUUGAACAGUGCUGGUUACCUACUUGGGCCACAUGCAGUAGAUAACCACAGAUCUUUUAAUGACAAACAUGGUUUCACUGGUAAACGUGAAAUACAGCCUGAUGAGGAUAUAAAAGCAGGAAAUCUUGGAAGACCACUGGCUGACGAAAACACUGUGCGCACAGUAAUCGAAUUUUUGACUUACUUACAUCUUAAAGAGAUGGGAGCACUUGACAAUUUACCUUCUCCAGAGGAAACAAAUCAGUCUUGAAGAAGAAAACAUUUUUAUUUUGUUGUAGUGCAAAUUUCAAGUCAAUUCUAAACAAAAGAUCCAGAAGAACAGAAGAUGAGACAUAUUGUUUUCAUUAAUCUGAAAAACAGUAAAUGAUGUUCUGCCUCUUUGGUUUUGUUUUUCUCUCCUGUAAUGUUAUGGUGUAAAAUUUUGCCUUGGUAAAAUUUUUCUGUAGGUAAAUGAUAAAAUAAAA
Messenger RNA from Numida meleagris (helmeted guineafowl), 776 nucleotides. It is a transcript of the gene GAL, whose product is annotated as galanin and GMAP prepropeptide. Gene Ontology annotation, molecular function: hormone activity. Gene Ontology annotation, cellular component: extracellular region. Lineage: Eukaryota; Metazoa; Chordata; Aves; Galliformes; Numididae. The transcript has 6 exons. The coding region runs from base 209 to 562 and encodes 117 amino acids. The record is from RefSeq and is a predicted model, not a curated record.